Messenger RNA from Solanum pennellii, 1594 nucleotides. RefSeq names its product probable protein phosphatase 2C 11. Gene Ontology annotation, molecular function: protein serine/threonine phosphatase activity; cation binding. Gene Ontology annotation, biological process: protein dephosphorylation. The transcript has 8 exons. Bases 63 to 1097 code for a protein of 344 amino acids. The record is from RefSeq and is a predicted model, not a curated record. Lineage: Eukaryota; Viridiplantae; Streptophyta; Magnoliopsida; Solanales; Solanaceae. Gene Ontology annotation, cellular component: nucleus; cytosol.
AAUAAUCUGAUCCUUUUUUUCGCACAUAUGAAAAAGUAAAAAAACCGAAUGCGGCGACCGCGAUGAACGUUGACAAGGAACAAUCCGAUCGCAACCUUCCAGAACUUUCUCCACCGUCCAUGGAGAAACCUGCACCGGAGCCGGCGCCGGAACCGUCACAGCAACCGCCGAGAGAGUCUACUGCUCCGACGCCGUCCAUGACGCAGAUUAAACAUCCGCCGUCCCUGCCGCUGGUGAAACAGCCGCCGUCUCUGACGCAGGUGAAACAGACGCCGUCUAUUGAUCCCAGUGCGCUCUUUAGCGGCGGCGGUAUUAGCUUUCUGACUGGAAACAAAAAUGCUAAAUUCAGCUAUGGAUAUGCUACUUUUAAGGGGAAACGAGCCUCCAUGGAGGACUACUAUGAGACAAGCAUAUCGGAAGUUGAUGGUCAAAUGGUGGCAUUUUUUGGUGUUUUUGAUGGUCAUGGUGGUUCAAGAACAGCAGAAUACUUAAAGAACAACCUCUUUAAGAAUUUGAGUAGUCAUCCUGAUUUUAUCAAAGAUACAAAGUCAGCUAUAGUUGAAGCAUUUAAACAGACUGAUGUCGAUUACCUUAAUGAAGAAAAAGGCCAGCAAAAAGAUGCCGGUUCAACAGCGUCAACUGCUGUUCUUUUAGGUGAUAGAUUGCUUGUCGCAAAUGUGGGGGACUCUAGAGUCGUGGCUUGCAGAGAUGGUUCAGCUAUUCCUUUGUCCAUUGAUCACAAGCCUGACAGAUCGGAUGAGCGUGAAAGGAUAGAACAGGCCGGUGGUUUCAUUAUCUGGGCAGGUACAUGGCGUGUAGGUGGGGUCCUUGCUGUUUCUCGUGCAUUUGGAGAUAAAAUGCUAAAGCCAUAUGUUGUGGCAGACCCAGAGAUUCAGGAAGAAGAAAUUGAUGGUGUACAAUUUUUGAUAGUUGCGAGUGAUGGGCUUUGGAAUGUCCUUUCUAACGAGGAGGCCGUGACCAUUGUGCAGGACAUAAAAGAUGCUGAGGCAGCUUCACGUAAGCUUAUUGAAGAAGCUUAUUCAAGGGGGAGUUCAGAUAACAUCACCUGUGUGGUUGUUCGAUUUGAGAGCGCAUGAAUGGACCUUUUAAGGUCUGCCUACCUUUCCUUUACUUACAAACAUAAAGAAAAACCAAAAAGACGCGAAACUUUCUCCUCGUUGUUUUGCAACAGACUUGAGCAUUAAAAAUGAUGUUUGUCGUCAAUGCUACUCAGUCUGCAGAUAAAAGAUCCUGUAGUGAGGAUGUAGGCCUUGUAACUAGCUUAUUUUUCCAACUUUUCCAUUCUUCUGUUGAUCAUUAAAUUAUUCGGGUGGUCAUGUCAGUUGAAGUGGUGAUCAUGAGGAUUUCUACUCUCCGCUUAUAGACUUGUAAUGUUGCCUUCAAUUGUUAUGUGAUGAUGAUGAAGUGUAAAUCACACUGGCAUAGUUUCUUCUUCUCUAUUUACAUACAUCUAUUAUUAUAGGUGUUCUCUAUUUCACUUGGCCUACCCAGAAUUCGUAAUCCAGUAUUUGUAUUCUCCUAACUUUGUUACUCAUGGGACUAUAGUGAUUAUGUUUACUAGUACUUUCUUCGA